AUGUCGACACCAUAUGAGAUCCGCACCAACGACAAUGGCAAGACUAAGAAGCAGUCAAUGGCCGAACUCAAGCUGAGACGGUUGACGGAGCUGAACCAGAGGCUGCAGGAGGAUCUGAACCGCAGGAGAAUACCUGUUUCUGAGGCUGCGAUGGACUUGAUAGCAUUUACGGACAAAGAGCCAAAGGAUUUCAUGGUACCAAGCCGCUGGGGUACCAUCGACAAACGCGAAGACCCAUAUGCACCUCAACAAUCGAAUGGCUGCUGCUCCGUAAUGUAG
Fulvia fulva is the source of this 279-nucleotide messenger RNA. RefSeq names its product Guanine nucleotide-binding protein subunit gamma. Lineage: Eukaryota; Fungi; Ascomycota; Dothideomycetes; Mycosphaerellales; Mycosphaerellaceae. The transcript has 3 exons. The record is from RefSeq and is a predicted model, not a curated record. Gene Ontology annotation, molecular function: G-protein beta-subunit binding. Gene Ontology annotation, biological process: G protein-coupled receptor signaling pathway. Gene Ontology annotation, cellular component: heterotrimeric G-protein complex. The coding region runs from base 1 to 279 and encodes 92 amino acids.